AUUUACGACAGUGCAAUGGACAUGCAAGUCCUGCACAAGUUCCUUAAGCAGGUUACGGCGUAUCUGACAGGUUACGACGUACCGAAACGACAGCGAGUCGCUACGCUCGCAAACUUCCUAGGUGGAAGGGCAUACGAGUUUUACGUGGUCUCGGUGUCUGAUCGACCUGAGGAUUGGACUGUACACCAGUUCUUCACGGAGCUUUUCAAUUAUUGCUUUCCUGUUACUUUUCAUGCAAAAAUGAGAAGUCGACUGUGCAACUGCCAACAAUGUGAGCGGAAUGUAAAGGAAUAUGUCCACGAACUUGAAGGACUUUUCCAGCUGGUCGGAGUUCUAUCUCCUGAGGAAAAAGUAGAUCAGCUCUGGUACGGGCUGAACCCCUACAUACAGAGCGAGCUCUGGCUCAAGGAGCUGAACCCUCUCCACUCCAAGUGGAAAGAAGUGGUGGCCAUGGCUGAGAUUGUCGAGAUUGCUAAGUCG
Messenger RNA from Postia placenta MAD-698-R-SB12, 480 nucleotides. RefSeq lists its product as hypothetical. The record is from RefSeq and is a predicted model, not a curated record. Lineage: Eukaryota; Fungi; Basidiomycota; Agaricomycetes; Polyporales; Adustoporiaceae. The annotation marks the transcript as partial. The transcript has a single exon.